This is a messenger RNA of Drosophila subobscura, 737 nucleotides long. RefSeq names its product probable ribosome biogenesis protein RLP24 (gene RpL24-like). The transcript has 2 exons. Gene Ontology annotation, biological process: ribosomal large subunit biogenesis. Gene Ontology annotation, cellular component: nucleolus. The record is from RefSeq and is a predicted model, not a curated record. The coding region runs from base 81 to 659 and encodes 192 amino acids. Lineage: Eukaryota; Metazoa; Arthropoda; Insecta; Diptera; Drosophilidae.
CUUUUCUCUUCUUCUUCAGCCGCACACGUGCUAACUGCGCUUUGUUUUUUUCGCAAAUUAAAUUGUUUUAAUUUGUGAAAAUGCGCAUUGAAACGUGUUACUUUUGCUCCAGCAAAAUAUAUCCCGGCCACGGGGUGAAUUUCGUACGAAAUGACUGCAAGAUCUUUAAGUUCUGUCGUGGAAAGUGCCACAAGGCCUUCAAACGCAAGAAGAACCCACGCAAGGUAGGCUGGACUAAGGCACAUCGCAAGACUGCUGGCAAGGAGUUGGCCAUCGAUCCCAGUUUUGAGUUCGAGAAGCGUCGCAAUGUACCCGUCAAAUACAGCCGCGAGACCUGGCAGAAGGCCCUGGAAGCCAUCAAGAAGGUCACGGAGAUCAAGCAGCGUCGCCAGGAUCACUUUGUCAUGGAGCGUCUGCGCAAGGGCCGAGAUAUUGAGAUCCAGAUGGACGUCAAGAAUGUGCAACGUAACAUGUCGCUGAUUCGUUCGCCAGCCGCUGGCCUCAAGGAGCGUCGUGCUAAGGAAGAGGCCGAGGAGGCGGCUCUCAUGGACGAGGAGGAUCUGCCCGAAGAGAAGAUCACCUAUGUGGACGCACGCGAGUUGGAGAAGCGUCUCGAGGAGGGAAUGGGAAUCGAGGAUUUGGAAAUGUUGGAAGCCUAACUUGGAAGACUUGUACACUGAUUUAGAUUUAAGCUGCUAACGAGAAUAUAAUUUACAAAAACCCCGUGGUACAUAAAU